This is a messenger RNA of Hylaeus volcanicus, 2210 nucleotides long. It is a transcript of the gene eEF1gamma, whose product is annotated as elongation factor 1-gamma. The transcript is spliced from 8 exons. Gene Ontology annotation, molecular function: translation elongation factor activity. The coding region runs from base 226 to 1503 and encodes 425 amino acids. Gene Ontology annotation, biological process: translational elongation. Gene Ontology annotation, cellular component: cytoplasm; nucleus. The record is from RefSeq and is a predicted model, not a curated record. NCBI's taxonomy places the organism in Eukaryota, Metazoa, Arthropoda, Insecta, Hymenoptera, Colletidae.
UUCUAAAAUCUGGUUUAAUCAAGAGUCUUUGCAUGAUAUCGUCUCGAUUCGCGAAGUUUGCAGUGUUGGACGGUCCAAGUUCGGUUGGAAAAGUUGAAUAUAUUUUGUGGGGAUUGCAAGUUACGGGUACAUUGUAGGGACGUAUCUAUUAGUGUGGAGACUUUAUGCACUCAAGAGAAACGAUCUUUACCGGCCUUCGACUUCCUCUUUCCGUAACUGGCUAUAAUGGCGUCCGGAACUCUGUACACCUACCUGGAAAACUUCAGAGCCUACAAGGUGCUGAUCGCGGCUCAAUACUCCGGUGCUCAGGUCAAGAUCGCAGAUGAUUUUGUUUUCGGCGAAACGAAUAAAUCCGAAACUUUCUUGAAGAAGUUUCCAUUGGGAAAGGUCCCAGCAUUUGAAACAUGCGACGGAAAAUGUAUCACAGAAAGCAACGCGAUUGCAUAUUACGUGGCUAACGAUCAGUUGAGAGGUAAAACUGACCUGGAACGCGCAGAAAUCAUACAAUGGUUCGGAUUCGCGGAUUCUGAGAUUCUUCCAGCUAGCUGUGCAUGGGUGUUCCCAUUACUGGGUAUUAUGCCAUAUAAUAAGCAGACCGUGGAACACGCUAAGGAUGACGUAAAGAAAGUAUUGACCGCUCUUAAUUCUCACUUGCUUACGCGUACUUACUUGGUCGGAGAACGACUGACUUUAGCCGAUAUUAGCGUCGCCAUGACAUUACUCCAUUUGUACCAGUACAUACUUGAACCGAAUCUACGUAAACCGUACCAGAACGUAAAUCGAUGGUUCCAAACUGUUAUUUACCAACCCGAGUCAAUAGCUGUAAUCGGUGCCUUCAAAUUGGCUGAAAAAACUCUCAAGUAUGAUCCAAAGAAGUUCACGGAAGCUCAAGCAAAACCUUCAAAGAAAGAAAAAAAAGAAAAGGAACCCAAGAAGGAAUCUAAGGAAUCAAAAGAAUCAAAGAAAGAGCCAGUGGAAGAACUAGAUCCAGCAGAUGCUGCUCUAGCUGCGGAACCUAAAUCUACAAAUCCUUUUGAUACCUUACCAAAGGGUACCUUCGAUCUCGAUGAUUUUAAGAGAUUUUAUUCUAACGAAGAUGAGUCGAAGUCUAUACCUUAUUUCUGGUCAAAGUUUGAUCCAGAACAUUACAGUAUUUGGCUUGGUGAAUACAAGUACAACAGCGAUUUAACGAAGGUCUUUAUGUCUUGCAAUCUAAUAAGUGGUAUGUAUCAACGACUAGACAAAAUGCGGAAGGGUGCAUUUGCCAGCGCUUGUCUAUUUGGUACAGACAACGAUAGCAGUAUCAGUGGUAUUUGGGUUUGGCGUGGACAAGAACUUGCUUUUACGCUGUGUCCGGAUUGGCAAGUAGAUUACGAAUCGUAUAGUUGGACCAAGUUAGACCCCUCUAAAAAAGAAACAAAACAGUUGGUUCAACAGUAUUUCAGCUGGACUUGUACCGAUAAAGAGGGACGAAAAUUUAAUCAGGGAAAAAUUUUCAAGUAAAAUUUUGCCAUAUGCUUACUAUUAAACAGAACACUUUGUUCGCAUGAAAUAAACAUAAAAAAAACGAUUAAAUAUCAUCGAACUUUACACAAAAACCUUUAGAAUCCUGUAUUUCAUAGCUUAUUCUCAUUUAUUUAAUUUUUUUUCUUCAAUUGUUCCUGUUUGUCGAUAUAUCUGUUGUAUAACUCGAUGCUUUUUACCUUGUCACGUUUGAAAUGCCGUUCCAAAUCUAGUUUUAUCGCACGUUUGCAUAUGUGUGUAUAGUUCGCGAAAUGUGGUAUUUUCGAAUUUAUUUUAAUACUGUUCGAGUAACGCAGUAUGAAUAAGAGACAAAAUUUCCUUUUUAAUAGAAUAAAUGAUGUGAUAUUUAAUUUCAUAUUCGUACUCCUAGAAAUUUCUAUUUCGCGUACAUGUGUUAAAUUAUUUAAUUUAUACAUUGUUUAAACUGUCAUAACUAUAUAGAAAUACAAAUAAUUCGAUAGACGUAAGAAAUAAGAUUACUUUAUUCGUUUGUUACCGAUUGUUUAAUAAAAAAAAAGCAUGUGUCGUAAUUUAUAAUUAAACAUUAAGAUGAAGACAUAAAAUUACGAACGCAGCGUUACGCCUAUAUUUAAGUCAACUGCUACACAUAUUAUACGAUUCAUUCUCCAUGCCAGCUUGUGUGAAGUUUAAUUUUAAAUAUAAUGCAUAUUUUUACAAAAAUAAAA